Molecule: messenger RNA, 1558 nt
Organism: Helianthus annuus (common sunflower)
Lineage: Eukaryota; Viridiplantae; Streptophyta; Magnoliopsida; Asterales; Asteraceae
Product: protein O-glucosyltransferase 1
Exons: 6
Coding region: 78-1424 (448 amino acids)
Source: RefSeq, a predicted model, not a curated record
AUAUAAGUGGUGGUGGUGGUGAAUGCGGUUCUGCUUUUCCGGCAGGCGUAUCUCGGAAACAAGCUUACUUCUCCGGCAUGCUUAUGAAGAACCCCGGCAUACCAAUAUUCCUUUCUGUGUUUUUAGUCACCCUUUUCGUCACUGCAGACAUAUUCACUCGUUGGGUUGAUGUUUCUUCAAUAACCGCUCAAUUUCGUCAAAAGGACAUUCCUCCGUUCGAAAACAGUGAAACCACCAACAACUCGAUACCUGAAUCAUGUCCAGAAUACUUUAGAUGGAUUCACGAAGAUCUAAAGCCAUGGAAACAUACUGGAAUAACUAACGAAAUGGUGAAAAAAGCUAGAGAAAAGGCACAUUUCAGGUUAAUCAUCAUUGAUGGAAGACUUUACAUGGAGAAAUACGGCUAUGUGUUCCAAACUCGAGAUGUAUUCACAAUUUGGGGGAUCUUGCAACUUCUUGAACUUUAUCCCGGAAAAGUGCCGGACCUUGACUUGAUGUUCACGUGUCACGAUUGGCCGUUGGUUCGAAAAUCCAGUUACCAUGACAAUACGAGUGUUAUACCUCCAUUGUUCCAUUAUUGUGGGGAUGAUUUGACUUACGAUAUCGUCUUUCCGGAUUGGUCGUUUUGGGGCUGGCCUGAAGUGAAUAUAUUGCCAUGGGUGAAAUUGAGCAAAGAGUUGGAAGAAGGGAAUCAGAGACAAAAAUGGAUGGAAAGGGAACCCUUUGCAUACUGGAAAGGGAAUACGCGCACAGGGAGGGCCCGGAAAGACCUUGCAAAGUGCAAUUCUGACGAUAAACAUGAAUGGAAUGCCAAAAUCCAUCAUUUGGAUUGGAGAAAAGGGUUUAAUGACACGGAUUUAGUAAGCCAAUGUACCCAUAGGUACAAAAUAUACGUUGAAGGAAACACAUGGUCGGUUAGCGAGAAGUAUAUAUUGGCUUGCGACUCGAUGAGUCUGGUCGUAACUCCUCACUACUAUGAUUUCUUCUCCAGAGGUCUAAUACCUACCGUUCAUUAUUGGCCCAUAAACGAGAAAAACAAAUGUAGUUCAAUCAAGUUUGCCGUUGAUUGGGGGAACAAGAAUACAGAUAAGGCGCAGGAAAUUGGAAGAAGAGGAAGUGAAUUUGUAAAAAAGGAAUUACAAAUGAAUUUGGUGUAUGAUUACAUGCUCCAUCUUUUAACAGAAUACUCGAAGCUUUUCAAAUACAGACCAAUCAUUACAAAAAAUGCAGUUGAAGUUUGCUCCUGUUUGGGGAAAGAUGUGGUCAAAGAGUAUAAAGAGCUAUCAAAGGUGAAGGCUCCAUCGCAGGCGAGUCCCUGCACCAUGCACCCGCCUUAUGAUGAUCAUCAACUUCAGGCUCUACAAAACCUGAAACUAAAUUUGACCAAGCAAGUCGAAUUUUGGGAAGCAGCAAGACACGAUUAAUAAUGUACAUGAAGAUGUUUAUAGGGAUUUUUUUCAUAGAUUUAUUGUGACGUGUAGUUUACUUGUUGAUUUGGUCGAUGUCGUUAUAUUAUGGGUUUGUAAAAUAGGACGCAAGAAUUGAGUUAACAUAUAAU